Pelodiscus sinensis (Chinese soft-shelled turtle) is the source of this 3093-nucleotide messenger RNA. The record is from RefSeq and is a predicted model, not a curated record. NCBI's taxonomy places the organism in Eukaryota, Metazoa, Chordata, Testudines, Trionychidae.
CUAGAUGUAUAUAUUUUUUGUAAGUCUCUAAGGUGCUCCUCGUUUUUUUAAUACCUACUUGGUGUUAGGUCCUUCUCAACACGUAAAAACCUCGGUUCCCUCAUCGUAUCCUCAGGCACUUUAAGUGGGGUAGCCUCCUUUGCUGCAAUGCUUAUCAGAGUGACCUUAUAUCGCAUCAGCCCUAGGACUCUGCUCACCCUGGAUGUACCCUGGGAACCCUUCAAAAAGCUAAGGGAAGUGCCUGUUCUAAAAGGACCCUUUGGUUAAUCCCUUCUUGGAGAGAAGGGGACUCUGACUUUCUUAGUCUUUGCUUUUGUAGCAGGUUCCUUUCCUUACUCUGUGAUGUAGAUGUAGUAAGUGGUCUCAAAGGGGCAGCCGUGUUAGUCUGUAGUCUUUAAAAACGAGUGGUCCUGUGGCACCUUAUUUUUGUUAGUUUCUAAGAUGCACAGGACUACUUGUUGUCUUUAAAUGUAAGUGGGACAUUCAUAGCAGCAGGAUCACACAAGUGUCAAGGCUGCCAUGUGAUUUAGGCAGUGAGGGAAAUGUUAGAUCUGGUGCCCUGCCCUUAAAAAAGCCACCAGAGAGAGAAUUCUUUGUGUGGGAAGCCAUUCUGGUUGGGGGGCAGGGAGAAAAUUCCACUGAGGCUGUCAGCAGGUUCUGGCAGAGUGUCCUUUGAAAACAUGCCAUUUCCUAUAGCAAUGGAAUUCAGAGCUUCCUCCUAAAUAAAACCUCCUUAAAAUUCGGCUGCAGUAGGAAGGCCCUACUCCCUGGUGCCCAGAGAGCUCAGUCCUCCCGAAUGCAGAGGAACUGCUAAACUUGAAAUGGCUUGGGAGUUCUAUAUGCCCAAGCUGCUGUCCUGCAGCUAAGGCUUAUGAGUGUGACUACUCCCCAGCAAGUGGUUGCCGACGCAAGUCAGCAGAAGAGAAGCUGGCUUUGUGCAGUUGGAGGUUUGUUUUCUACAAGAUACAUCCUGUUUUCCUUUGCCUUGGGGCCACGAUUCGUUCCUUUGUGAACAACAGUCCUGGUGGGUAGCGGUAAGUGGAGACUGGGACGGGCUAGUGCGCUGCGGCUCCGGAACGCCCCAGAAAAAACUACUGUAUCGCUAUGCAGAGAACAGUGAGCUCUUUUCUGCCACCCCAUCCGCCUGAGCAGAGAGCUGCACCCUUGCUGCAGAAUUCUACAGGCUGGUUCCAAAAAGCCUCGAGAGAGGAGACUGCUCGUCAGAUCUCUGGGUUUCAGAGUAAUGUCUGUAGAACCUUGUUGGGUCCAUCCCUGUGGAAGAGUCUGAUAGAAUUUCCUGAGGGGCGGGAGAUGAGUGAGUGGGUACUCGAGGGCUCUGCUGCUCCUCUAUCCAUCUCUGACCCUGUUCAUUCCGCUCUCGCUAUAGGCUCUCGCCAGCCAUCUUCCUUAUUGAUGCACAAGGGGAGCUUCCCGUCUGAGAACAGGGAGUUCACCCAAGGCUUACUGGUCCAGACUGGAAUGCUUGACCGACUACAAGGACGUUUGCUCCAGAGUCGCAGGGGCUGGAUGCUUUCCUUGGCGGUGACCCACCCCUCCACUGCCAAGAGCCGUGUGGCUACUUCAGAGGGCAAGGAGGCUGUACCCAGAGGACCUCACCCAGAGGAUGAAAUUGUAGACGAGGAGGUUGAGGAAGAUGAGGACCAAGGGCUCCCCCCGAGGUCGCCGAUUGUGUCUGGCAGCCAGGAACUGUUCUCCACUGCUGACAGACACAGCCGGUCUGAGGAGCCGCUUUCCCGGGACCAGGAAGCAGGGGAUGACACGCAGGAACUAAAAGAAUGAAACUCGCUUUACCCUGGGCUAAGGAUUGAGAACAAGUCAACACGUGGGGAUCUUGAGGUGAGUCUGUAGAAUUCAUCCCUGGGAUGUGAGCCCUUUAGCAGCUUUUACUCAGUUAUCUGUCCUGUCGAUUGUUGCUUUGAGAGAGACAUAGAAGGAGGCAACCUUCCUAACAGUAACACAUUUUCCUUAUCGUUGUGAAGCACACACUUAGCAGAAACUUGAAAAAACAUGUCAAGUAGCCUCUUUGAAAUAUACAGACACACAUUCUCUGUUCUCCUUUGUUCUCGGCCGCUGGCAAUAUGGAAAAUACCAGCCAUCAAUGGGUUAACUAGCAGCCAGGUGACUUUUAAAGGCUCUAUUCCCUUGAAUAACAUUUCUCAUCCUUGUUUGGGUGAUGGUCCCUGUAUCUAGAGCGAGACCUUGUAACAUGCUAAGUAAAAAAAAAAAAAAAAAUUGAGAGGAAACUUGUCAUCUUCCUGUAUUAUUUAACUAGCGGUUCAUGACUAAUAAACUUCACAUUGGUGCUAGUGUGUUGGAAUCACACUCCUCUUCCCUUUUCUGAGAAUACAGAGCAUAAGGAUGACAGCUGUCUUUCAGCUGCCAGGACGUAGGAUUAGGAAAGUAGGAACCCUGGGUUCUGUUCCUAGCUCUGCCUGUGGCUUGCACUCUAACCUUCAGCAAAGUUGCUGGCUUAACCUCUUGUUGCUUCAGUUUCCUAAACUGUAAAAGCUCUUGGAGAUCUCAGAUGGAAAGUGCUGCGCUGCAGUGUGAAGUCAGAUACGAAGCUGAUGAGUCUCUUGGAAAUACUCAUGAGCACAAUCUGUCCUGCACAACGAAGUCAGAAAGACUGGAUUACAUUAAUGCCAUGUACCCUGGACCACUUAAUAUUAUGUAUGAGCUGGUGAAGUUGAGAGUGAAGGUGUAGAAGGGGACUGUGUUGGACAGAGAAGUAGGAGAAAAAUUACAUGAAGGAGCCUACAUGUAAAUUCACAGGAACCCAAAGUCUCUGCAAAUGUGAAUUAUGAAAAUGUUCCAAGUCCCCCCUCUUUUCCUUUAACGUGCCUCCUUGAAUAUUCAGGGCCAGCUGACUGGUUCUACACUUUAGGUAGACACCCAAUAUGACUUGCUUCAUGAGGCACAAAUGCACACCCCUCUGCUCUGAAAACUCACCAGAGUUGUGGUCCAGGCCCUGCAGACAGACUUACAGAAGCAGCUGUCCAUCCACACAGACAGAGGGAGGAAACUGAAGUUCCAACAGGAAUAAUUUAGAGAUAGUUCUGUGGCUGCUGUGUU